Molecule: messenger RNA, 1059 nt
Organism: Eriocheir sinensis (Chinese mitten crab)
Lineage: Eukaryota; Metazoa; Arthropoda; Malacostraca; Decapoda; Varunidae
Exons: 7
Coding region: 291-974 (227 amino acids)
Biological process (GO): inner mitochondrial membrane organization; protein insertion into mitochondrial inner membrane from matrix
Cellular component (GO): mitochondrial inner membrane
Molecular function (GO): ribosome binding
Source: RefSeq, a predicted model, not a curated record
UAGGUCCUGGUCUUGGGUCGUGCUCUUGGGUGAUUUGUUUACAUUUUUAUUUACAGGGCCAAAAAAAUCCAACAAAACCACCCUAAAGACACUGAAUAAGAGGAAGUUACGGCGGAUAAAAGAGCAAGAAGUUGGAAAAUAGGCCUAAACUUCAUCCUUUGGUGUCCACGCUGCCACUCCCACCGAAAACUGAUCGUAAGUUGGCUACGUAAGAGUUAGGUAGCAAGCUUCUGCUGGUGGUCAGUACAUCUAUCUACCUGUACUCUCGCCAGGUGACACCACAGAGACCCAUGAUGUGGGGUGGAGUGAGAGCAUGCACCGCCGUCUACAGGUGGGCGGCAACAGGCAGAGCGGCAGCAGCGAUGCCGACCCUAGGCCUAAGACAGGCAAGACAUCCUCAGCAGUGCAUCCACACUGGUAGCAACCUCUUCCAGAGGAAGGUUGGGAAGCCCUCCACAAGCUCAGUCAAAGUUUUGUACGUUCCUAACCCUUUGAGGUGGCUGCACAACCGCAUGGAACUUGCUACAUUGAAGGCAAAAUGGGAUCCCUCCUUUGAUCUUCAAGCAUUCAAGUUUGGAGCAAUUCAAGCAAUCUGCACCGUCACCGACCUUAUGAGUCAGAGGGAAUGGGGGGAGCUAUGUGGCCUCCUCACCCAGAGCGCCAUUGACAAACUUCGUUCCACCAAGUGGACCUAUGAUCAGACCCACAACCUAGUCAUGUGUCCAGAUAAUGUGCAAAGUGCCGUAAUUAAAGAUGUGAGGAUGCAUACUAUUGUAGAUGAAAAGUAUUGCGACAUAGAAGUCCUCUUGAUAGGGGCAAGGGAACCUUAUAAUGUGGACAAGCACUCUCUCAUCCUAAUUGAGUACCUGGCAAGGUUCAAUCGAAAUUUUGGUGAAGGAAGGCUGCCUGACUGGACGAUUACCAUGUUCAGAUUGCACAACUUCCAGGCAGUGCCACAACGAAGUAGGACGUAGCAACAAGCUCAGGUGUCUGUUGUUGUAUAAAACCCACAGAGGAUAAUUAUGUAUGAAGUAGAAACAAAUAUAUUUUACAAACUUG